AUGAAGCAACGUAUUUCAGCUUUGGAUCUCAAGCUCAUCGUCUCUGAGCUUAGUCAUUCCAUAAAGGGUUAUCGGCUACAAAACAUAUACAGUAUGAUUAACAACAAUAAAUCGUAUUUGUUCAAAUUUGCCAUUCCAGACUCCAAGAAAAGCUUGGUAGUUGAAAGUGGAGUAAAGCUUCAUCUUACUGACUUCCAGCGACCCACAACUCAGCAACCUUCUAAUUUCGUAGUUAAACUUAGAAAGCACCUGAAAGCAAAAAGAUUGACUAAUCUGAAACAAGUUGGCGAUGAUAGACUGGUUGUUUUUGAAUUCAGUGACGGAAUGUACUACUUGGUUUUGGAAUUUUUCAGCGGUGGUAACGUUAUCCUUCUUGACCAAGACCAGAAAAUCAUGACUUUGCAAAGAUUAGUGUCUGAAAAGGAAAAUAACGAAAAAUAUGCUACAGGUGAAUUUUAUAACAUGUUUGAUGCCAAAAAAUUAUUUAGUGAGGCACCGGCCGAUCAUGCCAUCAAGUCUUACUCAAAGGAAGAUAUAAUUCAAUGGUUGGAUACACAGGACUUCAAAAUUGAACAAGCUAAAAAGACUGGUAAAACAAUGAAACCAUACACAAUUCAAAAGCUUUUAUUUGUCAAUGCGCCACAUCUUUCGUCUGAUUUGAUCCAUAUCGUUCUUAGGGAGAAGGGAAUCGAUCCAACAUCGGAUAGUACUCUCUACAGAAGUGAAGAUUCAUUGGCUAAACUGUUAGAAUCAUUAGCUGAGGCGGAAAUUCGUCUCUCUGAAUUGUUGACUAGAAAGGAAGAUGUUGAUGGAUAUAUUGUCAGUAAAAGGAACCCAAUUCAUGAUCCAUCGACUGAGGGCUCUCUGGAGUACAUCUAUGAUGAGUUUCAUCCUUAUGAGCCAACCCACAAGAGAUCUUCCGAUACCCAGAUAAAGACCAUCAAAGGUUAUAACAAAACGAUUGAUGACUUUUUCACUACAAUUGAGGUUUCUAAACACUCGUUGAAAGAACAACAGCAAAAAGUCAAUGCUGAAAGGAGACUACAGUCUGUAAAAUCAGAAAACCUUGAAAAGAUUGCCAAAUUGACUGAAGCUCAGCUUCUUAAUAUACAGAAAGGUGAGGUGAUUAUGGUUUAUAGCGAUGUUGUUGAACAAUGCAAAGCCGCUGUCCAGAGUUUACUUGACCAGCAAAUGGAUUGGAAUCAUAUUGAAAAGUUAAUUGGUGUGGAAAAGAAACGUGGUAAUGAGAUAGCGAAGUUAAUCAACCUACCGUUGAAUUUGCUAGAGAAUAAAAUAUCAUUAGCUCUACCGUUGGUUAAUUUCGAUGAAUCAUCGGAAGAAGAAGAUGAAUCUGAUUCAGAGGAUGAAAGCGAUAGCGAAGAUAGCAGCUCAAGCGACGAACAAGAGACUAAGAACAAGAAACAAUCAUCAACAAAACAUAGCAGGAAAAAGGACAAAACCAUUAAUGUGAAUAUAGAUCUUUCUUUAUCGGCCUAUGCCAAUGCUUCGACUUACUUUGAUGCCAAGAAGAUUGCACAGGAUAAACUUGUCAAGACUGAGAAGAAUAGUGAGUUGGCAAUCAAGAGCGCCGAAUCAAAAAUCAAUAGAGAUUUGAAAAAACAGAAGAAAACCGAAUCUUCCCAGGUCAAUAAUUCCAAUGCAGCUCUCAGACAAAUCAGAGACAAGUUUUGGUUUGAGAAAUAUUUUUGGUUUAUUUCCAGUGAUGGUUUUCUCUGUGUUGCUGGACGUGAUGACCAACAAUUUGAUCACAUCUACUUUGAAUAUUUUGACAAUGAUAACGAUUUUCUUGUCAGCAACGAGCUGGAGGGUGCGCUGAAAGUUAUCGUUAAGAAUCCAUUUUUGAACAAGGAUGUUGCUCCGAACACUUUUAUUCAGGCUGGAGCAUUCUCCCUAUCAACUACAAAGGCUUGGGAAAACAAAAUGGUGUCUUCUCCAUGGAUUGUGACUGGAUCUUCUGUUUCCAAGAGAGAUGUGGAUGGAUCUGCUUUAGCGCCUGGACUUGUGAAUAUUACAACAGAGAAGCAGUUCUUGCCUCCCUGUCAAAUGGUCAUGGGAUUUGGAAUGUUGUGGCUUGGAGACAAGAGAACAAAUGAUGAUUAUUUAUCGAAGAGUCAGUCCAGAACUGAAGAACUUGGUUUGGAAAGUGUGGAUGUUAAUGCUUUUAAGAAGAAAAAGAUCGAAGAAUUGAAAACCAUGAUUGCCUCUUUAUCCAAAUAUGAAAAGGAACUGGAAAAGAAACAGAUUCAAAAUGAUAAGGAGCCUUCGGUUGAUAAUGCAGAAGAAGACAGCAAAAGCAUUGUUAGUUCGUUGGAAGGCUUGGAUAUCAAUGAGAACCAGACUCAAGUUAAACGCGGUAGAAGAGCAAAACUCAAAAAGAUCAAACAGAAAUAUGCGGAUCAAGAUGAAGAAGAUAAAUUAAAACGAAUGGAGCUUUUGGGUACUUUGAAACAAGUGCAAGCCCAAGAGGAUAUCGAAAGACAGCCGUCAAAGUCGAAUUCAACCAAUACCGCUCAACAGUCUUCAUCAGCAUCGAAAGUGCAAAAGAAAAAACUUGCUGAGUUGCACCAAUUAAGAAAACUUCUAGAAGAGUUUGAGUCACCAGAUGAUGAAGAAGUUGUCCCUGAACUACACUACACCCAGGUUUUAUCAACGGUGAUUAGUUCACCAAAGAAAACAGACACCAUCGUUGAUGCUGUACCAGUUUUUGCACCAUGGUCCUCCCUUAAUAAACUAAAGUACAAAGUAAAAGUACAACCGGGAAACAAUAAGAAAGGAAAAUCAGUUACUGAUGUUGUCGAAUAUUUCAAAAAGCUUACACAACAGUUUGCCAAAGAUGAAGAAGAUUGGUUUGACAAAGAAGAAAUUAUCUCUACCAUUGGACAGCAGGAUCUUUUAAUGCCCAUUACAGUUAGUAAGCUGAAGGUAGUAUUUCCCGGCUCUCAAGACAAAAAGGGAGGUAGCAGUAGCGGUAAGACGAAAUCAAAGGGCAAGAAGAAGAACUAA
This is a messenger RNA of Komagataella phaffii GS115, 3024 nucleotides long. RefSeq lists its product as uncharacterized. The record is from RefSeq and is a predicted model, not a curated record. Bases 1 to 3024 code for a protein of 1007 amino acids. Gene Ontology annotation, biological process: ribosome-associated ubiquitin-dependent protein catabolic process; rescue of stalled cytosolic ribosome. Gene Ontology annotation, cellular component: RQC complex. Gene Ontology annotation, molecular function: tRNA binding; ribosomal large subunit binding. The transcript has 2 exons. Lineage: Eukaryota; Fungi; Ascomycota; Pichiomycetes; Pichiales; Pichiaceae.